UGGCGCGUCUUCAAAGAGCCCCGACGCGUUGUUGCAUUGCCAUCUGCGACGACUGAUGUGCCCAGUUGGCGGAGCGAUACUGCAGAUUUUAGAAGCUGCUGCAUCAUCAUCGCCAAAUUAUCGGAAACCAUCUGUUGGACAUGAGAAAAUAUCAGCAUUGACCGCAUCAGCACUCGCGGCCACACCAAACUAGGAAAUAUGGAGGCUGCGAUCGCACCACAUUUCUUCAACCAUGGGCUGGAACAGGUAUGUCCGACCCGGAAGAGGAGAAGGCGUGCCACUGGUGCCAAAUUCGCUCCUUUGCGACACACGAGUCCAUCCCGAUCACCAUCGUCAACGACGUAAAUGACGAGGUAAUAAACCCCAACUUCCGCUUCAUCGACCACUCCGUCAUCGCCGAUGAUGUGCCCGUAGCCGAGGAUUCCUUCCGGACCGGCUGCAGUUGCCAGAGCGACGAGGAUUGCAUGUACAAUACAUGUCAGUGCCUCGACGAGAUGGCCCCUGAUAGCGAUGAGGAGAACGAUGACGGCUCAGCCAGCCAGCCGCGGCGGAAGCGCUUUGCAUAUCACUCGAGCGGGCCAAAAGCCGGGCUGCUGAGGGAUAGGAUUCUACAGAGCCGCGAACCCAUCUACGAGUGCCACAAGGGCUGCAACUGCUCGCUCAACUGUCCCAACCGGGUGGUGGAGCGAGGCCGAACGGUACCGCUGCAGAUUUUCCGGACCAAAGAUCGCGGCUGGGGCGUCAAGUGCCCUGUCGACAUCAGGGAGGGCCAGUUCGUCGACCGGUACCUCGGCGAGAUCAUCACGAGCGAAGAGGCGGAUCGGAGACGGGCCGAGUCGACCAUCUCGCGGCGCAAGGACGUGUACCUCUUUGCGCUCGACAAGUUCUCAGACCCACAGUCCCUCGACCCCCUGCUGGCGGCACCGCCGCUCGAGGUCGACGGAGAAUGGAUGAGCGGUCCGACGCGAUUCAUCAACCACAGCUGCGACCCCAACAUGCGCAUCUUUGCCCGUGUGGGCGACCACGCUGAUAAGCACAUCCACGACCUGGCCCUCUUUGCGAUCCAGGAUAUUCCCGCGGGCGACGAGCUGACCUUUGACUACGUUGACGGGCUGGAGCAUAUGGAUGACGAUGCGUACGAUCUCUCAAAGGUUGGGGAAAUGACGAAGUGCUUGUGCGGCACCAAGCGUUGUCGGGGUUUCUUGUGGUGAGCAUGUGCCAGGGAUGAAACUGGAAUCAGGGUGCCGUCAACAAACGGAGCGGAGAUGCUGUUCUAGCAGCACCCCGUACUGGUUUGGUUUCAUCAGUCAUGUGCGGAUCUGCUGUGCAGCGAGCAGUGUCUGAGGAGACUCGGAGGCGGGCUCUGUGAUGAGAUGGAGAGCGAUGGCGUCUGGAGGCGCGAUCCGCUUGUUGAAGUUCCUGGGGCGUCGGGAUAUACUCGGUGCCUCGACCCCUUGUUGAAGUGUCUGAGUCCAGCCUACGGGCAGAACAACAGCAGACGGCCGCUGCUGUAUCCUCGCGAGGAUUGUCUUGUCCCAUGGGUCCUUAGUAUCAACCAAAUCGUAAGGGAAAAUUCUCAAAUCAUUGACGCGCGAUCCGUCACAUUCGAGAGUCAGGAAUGAUAGGGGAGGUACGGAUCCGUAGGUUGUCAGCGAGAUACAAACCGUAAGGUAGUGUGAGAAUGGAUCCUGUAACUUAC
Molecule: messenger RNA, 1699 nt
Organism: Parathielavia appendiculata
Lineage: Eukaryota; Fungi; Ascomycota; Sordariomycetes; Sordariales; Chaetomiaceae
Product: SET domain-containing protein
Exons: 2
Coding region: 249-1211 (320 amino acids)
Cellular component (GO): nucleus
Molecular function (GO): histone methyltransferase activity; zinc ion binding; protein binding
Source: RefSeq, a predicted model, not a curated record